AUGACUCUAUUUCUUGUUAUGAAGAGAUACAAUUGCAAUUUAAAAGAAUAUUUGAAAAGAAUAGAUGUUUCUGGUCACACAGCAUUGCUACCGUUUACUCAGCUUUUGGAAGCUUUAGUACAUUUGCUUCAAAAUGAUAUUACUCAUCGGGAUUUACAGACUGACAGUAUUUUAUUAGAUUUCCAGUAUAGACCCUCCUCUCCUAGACUUGCAAUAACUGACUUUGGGUGCUGUCAUGAAGGCCUCUAUUUGGUUUACAAUUCAUAUGAUUCUGAGAAAGUUGGAAAUAUAGCAUUAAUGGCACACAAGUUGUAA
This is a messenger RNA of Stegodyphus dumicola, 315 nucleotides long. RefSeq names its product serine/threonine-protein kinase PINK1, mitochondrial-like. NCBI's taxonomy places the organism in Eukaryota, Metazoa, Arthropoda, Arachnida, Araneae, Eresidae. The record is from RefSeq and is a predicted model, not a curated record.